Molecule: messenger RNA, 2759 nt
Organism: Prorocentrum cordatum
Lineage: Eukaryota; Dinophyceae; Prorocentrales; Prorocentraceae
Source: the annotation of a GenBank genome assembly
AUGAGCCCGCCGCGCCGCGGGGCGGAGGCUGCGGCGCCCGACCCCGCCGCGAGCCUCGCGGCCAUGAGCUACCGCGUCGGCGCGCUGCUCGAGCGAGGGCUCGUCGGUCUCGGCCUCCGCGCAGCGCCCGCCAGCGCCCGCAGACACGCGCUCGUUGCGUUCGAUAGCGGCCGCCCUCAUCUGAGAGUUCUGGACGCCGCUGCGUUGGAUCUACUUGGGGCGAAGGCUGAGGCAUUAUUGCGCAGAACGCUGACGAGGUUCGAAGAUUAUGCGAAGAUCAAAGUCCUCCCCAGUUCGGAAGCGCAGAUGCGGGUCGCCGAGGUACUCGGUCUUGGUGAAGACAUUUGCUCCAGUGCGGCAGGGGAUUUCAUGUUCGCGAACCUAAUUCCUGACGUCGACAAAACGCAAGGCAAGUUGAAGCCUGGCCUCUGGCUGAGCAGGCUACUGGUACUCGAGGCCAAACUCGUGAACACAACCUGGAAGUGCAAGGGCAACCGGCCAGCUAAGGCACUGAACCCAACCGUCGGCAUGGUCCUCCAAGGGUUCACCAGGAUGAUAUCGAUGGCAGUGAACCUCGGUGCCACCAUGCUGCGUGGCGCUUGGCGCGCCAUGAUAGCUCGCGCGGGGCCGCAGUGGGGGCCCCGGAGCGUUUUGACCGGGUACGGGGUCGAGAUGAUCGGCGGCGGCGCGAUCUUCGCAGAUAAAGGGGCCAUCGCCGCAGUUGCCGGGGGCCUGGAUGGCCUCGACUCCGCCGAUUCCGCCAGGGGCUUGACCAUGCAAGAGUCGCGGGCGAGGCGCUGGCGCAGCGGCGGCGGCAGCAGGCCCGGAGGGGAUUCGCGCGAGAGCGGCGCCGUACCCGAGUCGAAGAUCGACGCGCGAGGGCGGGGUUUCGACGUCGCGACUUUCUUCGAGCGCGGCGCCGCGCCCGACUUGCAGACCAAGACGCGAGGGCACGCUGGGGAGGAGCUCCCGCCGCUGUGGCGGCCUGUGCCGCGGGCGUUGCGGUACUCACGGGGCCCGCCGCUGCCUUUCGAGCGGGCCAGCCUGCUGUUCGCCAAGCAGGCAGGGGGCUUCCAGGACGAGGACGGGGGCGGCCAGCAGUCCAAGCGAGCUCGCCUGGGCCUGGGCACGGACGACCUCGGGCUGCGCGCGGCCUCCUGGCGCCCAGCGCCGGGGGCGCCCUGGCUGCCGCGCCCCGUGCCGCUGCUGCUGCCGGCGGGGCGAUCGCGGGAGCAGGACGAGCCGCAGCUGGCGCCCGCUAAGCGCCCGCGGAGAACGGCCUCGGAUGUGGUGUUGGGCCUCAGCGCGGCUGGGCUAAGGGAGCUCGGGCUGGUACAGGACCCCGAGGACGCCCAGGCCCGCGAGGAGGCGCUGGCGGUCGCGGGCGGCCAGCUGCGGCCGCAGCAUCCGCCGGCUGACCCGGCGGGCUCCUGGCACUGCGCGCCGCUGUUCGCCCAGCCGACCGCGACGGUGAGCAGACUGACCUUGGAGCCUGCGCUGCAGGCCGCCAGGGAGGCUCGGGUGAAGGCCUUCGAGGAGGAGAAGGCCAGAGAGGAGGCCCGCCUCGAGGUGGCGAGGAAAUUGGAGGAGGCCAGGGAGGAGGGCAGGCGCGAGGAGGCCAAGCGCCAGGCAGAAGAGAGCGCCAGGAGGGAGAAGGCGGUGGCCCAGGCCGCGUCCAAGGCCGCGGCGGCCCGCCUGCUCGCCGAUGACAGGAAGGGUAUUGUUUUCGAGGAGGGGCGCCCUGGCGACGCGCCGGCGCUGGCGACCAAGUCAGGGGCCGCCGCUUCGUCCACUGGCGACGUUUCGAUGAAGUCCAGCGCGUCGCUGACGCCCAAGGAAGCAACUCCGAAGGCAGAGGCAGAAGGCGACGAGCAGGACGAUAAAGUGGAGGUCAAGGACGCCGACACGCUGUGGCGCGUCAACAUCGAAGCAGUCUACAGGCGCAAGAACCCCAAGCUCGUGGGGAAGGUGCCAGAGCUAAUUAAGAAGUACAAGGACCAGCAGAAGUCGCUUGCGGUGCUCUACGCGAAGGUGUGCCGCCAGUACGAGCUGGACCCCACAGUGAUGUGGGCCACCAGGAAGCAGGAGGAGCCGACGGAGGACGACGACGCCGACGGUGGCUUCAAAGACAAUGCCUUCGAUGCCGGCGACGAGAAGCCGUCGAGCGCGGGCAAGGCGGGGCCAGAGCCGGGCCAGGACUCCAGCGCCCCGGCAGGCGCGGCCAGCGCUGGGGUGGGCGGGGGCGCCGGGUCGCUCGCGGGCCUCUUCGGGGGCGCUGGAGGCAGCCUCUUCGGGGACGCGCCCAGCGGCGGCUCAGGGAGCGGCUCGGGAGGUGGCCUGUUCGGCGGCGCGUCUGGCGGCAGCAUCUUCUCGGCCAAGGCCGACGGCGGCAGCACUGGUGGCGGCUCCCUGUUCAGCUUCGGGGCCGCGGACGCCGGCGCGGCCUCCGGCGGCGCGGCCAGCUCAGGCGCCACCGCGGCGUCGCUUUUCGCGUUCGGCGCCGCCCCCGCCGCGGGCGCCCCGGCCGCGGACGCCCCCUCUGGCGCCGCGCCCUCGCUGUUCACGUUUGGCGGCCCUGCCGUCGCUGACGGCUCUGCCGCGCCCGCCGCCGCCGGGGGCGCGGUGGCCGACGCCGCCGCCAGCAUCUUCGGCGCGGGCGGGGGCAAGUCGAUCUUCGGCGCGGCGCCCGAAGAGGCUGCCACUGGCAAGGCGGCCGCCGCGGCGCCCGCCGCUGGUCUAUUUGGGGCGCUCGCGGCCAA